AUGGACAAGAUGUUCUUGCUGGGCCUCAUUCUAUUCUGCCUUUUGCAAGGUGAAGAGUCAAAAUUCGCUAAAAAAAAGGAAGUUUUGUGUUCUACUUGUGAAAGAUUUAAACAAGGUAAAUGUAUGAAAAAUGAAGGUACCUGUAUUACAAAGGCAAAGAAUGGAUGCAGAAGCCAGAGUGUCUAUGAAUAUGCUGGCAACACUACAGGGUUUGUCUUUUCUCAUGCGAAAAUGGAAUGUGUUGAGAAAUGUGAAGAGAAGACAGUCUACCUGGCUUGGUAUCGUCUGAUAAAUGCUUGCUGUUCAGACUUUAACCUAUGCAAUCUAGGAUAUUCACUUGCAUGA
Dromiciops gliroides (monito del monte) is the source of this 345-nucleotide messenger RNA. Its product is annotated as acrosomal protein SP-10-like. The coding region runs from base 1 to 345 and encodes 114 amino acids. Lineage: Eukaryota; Metazoa; Chordata; Mammalia; Microbiotheria; Microbiotheriidae. The transcript has 3 exons. The record is from RefSeq and is a predicted model, not a curated record.